UAAUGCGACAACGCCAUCAAAACAAACCUGUACAGAAACGAAAGCUUUUACCGGGUGUGGAGUGAGACAUUGUAGAGAUCAGAGCGAUAAUCAUGUCUGCUGAGCGUUUGGCCAAGAUUCCUGAAGCUGAUAUCGACCCGAACGGCGUGUUUAAAUACGUGCUUAUAAGAGUGCACAGCAAAACCGACGAGUCUUACGUGGACGUAGUGCGCGGCUACGCGUGGGCCGAGUAUCACGCUGAUAUCUAUGACAAGGUUUCUGGUGAGCUGGAGAGAGCAGGCGGCGUGGACUGUGAGUGUAUAGGAGGUGGCAGGAUCAGACACGACAGCGCUGACAAAAAGAUCCAUGUCUACGGCUAUUCCAUGGGUUUUGGACGAGCCAAUCACGCCGUCUCUACGGAAAAACUGAAGACGCGAUACCCAGACUAUGAGAUCACAUGGGCAAAUGAAGGCUACUGAUUCAACGAGCAGGGUUUUACCACGGUGGCCUGUCCUUGAACAAUCCUUGGAUUUGAGCUGUUUAUAAAACAACAGCUUCUCUUCUCUGCUUGAACAGGAUGGGAAAUUGAAGACGUCCGUGUGUGACGUCUCAGAAGCUGAAAUUAAGGGAUUUCUCAUUAACAGCAGAUGAAUUAAUGUUUACACAUUAACUACCUUAUUAAUAUUCUAUUUAUUUGUCUGUCCACUCAAGAACUGCCCAAUUUUGGAUUAGAGACUGCUAAGUUUGUCAAAUAACACAAUAGUAAAAGAAUUAAAUUUAAUGAAAUGUUAUUAAAAGUUGUUAAGAAUUAUUAAACCACGAUCAUGCCAUACAACAGUGAGCUUCAUAAGAAGCAAUAAAUUGUAUGUCUUGUGGGUUAUACAGAGUUUUACUUUUCUAUUCACUAUACACUUGGAAAAACAAAGCCGAGACGUCGUGACUUACUUUCUCGGUGUUUCUGUGAUUUUAGGAAUACCUGGGAAUACCUGAAAAGAGAAAAUGCACAAAAAGUCCUGGAAAUAUAAGUCACGUCCUGGAAAUAGUGUAAAGUCUAUUAAAGGACUAUAAAGCC
This is a messenger RNA of Ictalurus furcatus (blue catfish), 1051 nucleotides long. It is a transcript of the gene phpt1, whose product is annotated as phosphohistidine phosphatase 1. The transcript has 3 exons. Gene Ontology annotation, molecular function: protein histidine phosphatase activity. Gene Ontology annotation, biological process: peptidyl-histidine dephosphorylation. Gene Ontology annotation, cellular component: cytosol. The record is from RefSeq and is a predicted model, not a curated record. NCBI's taxonomy places the organism in Eukaryota, Metazoa, Chordata, Actinopteri, Siluriformes, Ictaluridae. Bases 93 to 458 code for a protein of 121 amino acids.